This is a messenger RNA of Athene cunicularia (burrowing owl), 1924 nucleotides long. It is a transcript of the gene CDKL1, whose product is annotated as cyclin dependent kinase like 1. The record is from RefSeq and is a predicted model, not a curated record. Gene Ontology annotation, molecular function: ATP binding; cyclin-dependent protein serine/threonine kinase activity. Gene Ontology annotation, biological process: protein phosphorylation. Gene Ontology annotation, cellular component: nucleus. Lineage: Eukaryota; Metazoa; Chordata; Aves; Strigiformes; Strigidae. The coding region runs from base 1 to 999 and encodes 332 amino acids. The transcript has 9 exons.
AUGGUUCAAGCCCUCUCCCCAGCCCUCCCCCAAAAUGCUGCCAAAGGAAUAGGAAGUGAAGAGCUCCAGUGGAGUCCACCCUCACCUCUUGAGCCCAUCCACUGUGUGUUACAGCAACUCAAACACCCCAACCUGGUGAACCUGCUGGAAGUGUUCAGGAGGAAGCGGAGGCUGCAUCUGGUCUUCGAAUACUGCGACCACACAGUUCUCCAUGAGCUGGACAAGCACCCCCGGGGGGUGCCGGAGCAUCUAGUGAAGAGCAUAACCUGGCAGACCCUCCAAGCUGUGAACUUCUGCCAUAAACACAAUUGCAUCCACCGAGAUGUAAAGCCAGAAAACAUCCUGAUAACAAAACACUCGGUUAUCAAACUUUGUGACUUUGGAUUUGCUCGCAUACUGACUGGUCCCAGUGAUUAUUACACCGACUACGUGGCUACCAGGUGGUACCGCUCUCCGGAGUUACUUGUGGGGGACACCCAGUACGGCCCUCCCGUGGACGUGUGGGCGAUAGGCUGCGUCUUUGCGGAGCUGCUCUCCGGGGUCCCUCUCUGGCCUGGCAAGUCUGAUGUCGACCAGCUGUACCUCAUCCGGAGAACCCUGGGGGAUCUCAUUCCCAGGCACCAGCAAGUGUUCAGCACCAACCAGUUCUUCAGCGGGGUACGAAUUCCAGACCCGGAGAGCAUGGAGCCGUUAGAAAUGAAAUUCCCUAAUAUUUCAUAUUCCGCUUUAAUUCUCAUGAAGGGUUGCCUUCGUCUGGACCCUGCGGAGAGGCAGACGUGUGAGCAGCUGCUUCAGCAUCCCUAUUUUGACAGCAUUAGGGAGGUGGCAGAAAUGGGGAAAGAACAUGAAAAAACAGCUCGGAAGCCAGCCAGGCUGGCUCGGAAGCACGUGCCAGAGCACCUGCCUCAGUUAACCAGCUGCAACGUUCUGCCAGCUCUGGACAGCAAGAAGUACUGCUGCAAAACAAGGAAACUGAGCUACCAUUUCCCCAACAUCUAACCAGUCGGCAGAUUAAAAAACUGUUUAUUGCUCAAAGUUCAAGACACGCAGAAUUUUUAUACAAGGAGGGUACAGGGUGGGAAACUAAAUUAAUACCUGUUGUGACUGAUACAAAAGUGGUCUGUGAAGUAAUGUACUUCAGGGAUGGAAGCACAGUGACGCACUGAGAACUCCCCAGUUUGUGUUAAUGUUCUGUGUACAAAGAAAAAUCCAUUUGGUUUGCUUUAAUUUGUGAUUGUAUAUUGGUUCAGGAUUACUGCAACCCCAUGUUGACCGUGUGAAUUUAAAAACUCUCGCCCAUCUCUCACCUGUAUUUCAGACUUGGCAGAAGAACUGCAACCUUGCCAAAUCAAUCAGGGGCCCGCUGGGUGCAGACAGGACCAGUGCUUUAGGCUGGGGCUAAGUCACUGAUCCUGCACAGUGCUGGUGCAAGCAGCAGGCAGACAGACGGACAGACAGCCGUGUGUGUUUGUGGAGCAGAGCCUGAGGAGAGGCCGCCCAACUGCUCCCCUUAGUUACAAACCUGCUGAAACGGCGCUGCCUUAAGGAUCCGUCCGCCUUUAUAGCUCACCCGGUAUUAAAAGUCCCAGCAGUGGCCUAACGGAAGGCUCAGCAGGCAAUUACCAGGAGAGCAUUUUAAGAAUAAAACCUGGUAUUUAGGCUUUUCAGCUCUCCUGCCUGUUUCUUCCUUGUAUUAUGAUUUUUAUUUGCUGUUUCUGUCGCUAGCGAAGUCACUUGACUGUAGUGUUACAAAAAUUGGUUUUAUCAAAAAUAAGUCAUUAAUAGAAUUUAUAACAUUGGCCAGACGCAGGCAGGAAUUCUACCUAAGCAUAUGUAUUAGACUGAUUCUUGGGGUUUGUGUAAUCUCAGGAUAUAAUAUUGUGUUGAUUUGGAAUAAAAGAAACGUAGCUUGUUUUUCCAAUUU